UUGGCUUUGCUUGUGCUGGUCACGGACAUGACAACGCUCACUACCAAUUUGAGUAUGGAGUUCAUGACCCUCAUACCCACGAUCACAAAUCCCAACAUGAACACAGACAUGGUCACGAUGUCCAUGGAGGGUACACCGUGAAAGAAGCUGAUGGUACUCACAGAGUUGUUAAAUACAAAUCUUCUCCCCACAACGGCUUCGAAGCUGUUGUUGAAAGAAGAGGUCAUGCUCAACAUCCCGCCCAUUAUGGACAUGGACACGGUCACGGUGGUCAUGGUGGACAAGGGGGAACCAGCUAUGUUGGUGUUACUCACUGGGCCAACCAAGGAAGUGAGGAAGGUCAUGGACACCAUUAAAAAAAUAAUUUUAUAAUUUUUGUUUUUGUUGUUAUGUGCUGGUUUUGAUACUGAG
Messenger RNA from Psylliodes chrysocephalus, 411 nucleotides. The record is from the annotation of a GenBank genome assembly. NCBI's taxonomy places the organism in Eukaryota, Metazoa, Arthropoda, Insecta, Coleoptera, Chrysomelidae.